Oncorhynchus mykiss (rainbow trout) is the source of this 1809-nucleotide messenger RNA. RefSeq names its product zinc finger protein ubi-d4. Gene Ontology annotation, biological process: nervous system development. The record is from RefSeq and is a predicted model, not a curated record. Lineage: Eukaryota; Metazoa; Chordata; Actinopteri; Salmoniformes; Salmonidae. Gene Ontology annotation, cellular component: nBAF complex.
ACAAGACAUGAUUUAAUCAUGUUGCCUGAAAUUGCAUAGUGCCUAAAACCCAUAACUGGCUAUUGGACCCCCUCCCCCCCGCGCAGGCGCAAACUAUCCACGGCAAAGCAAACCAAGAUGGCGGCUGUUGUUGAGAAUGUUGUCAAACUGCUCGGAGAGCAGUACUACAGAGAUGCCAUGGAGCAGUGCCAUAACUACAACGCCCGGCUAUGUGCCGAGAGGAGUGUCCGAAUGCCCUUCCUGGACUCUCAGACUGGAGUGGCGCAGAGCAACUGUUACAUUUGGAUGGAGAAGAGACACAGGGGACCAGGCGUGGCCCCAGGACAGUUGUACACCUACCCAUCCCGCAGGUGGAGGAAGAAACGACGAUCCCACCCCCCAGAGGAUCCCCGACUCGUCUUCCCUCCUCUAAAGUCAGAGCUGGACUUGGGGUUAAAGAAGGAUUCCCUGUCCUCUGAUGGCAGCAGUCUGGAGGCCCUGCUGAAGGGAGAACCCCUGGACAAACGGGUUCCUCCGGAGCUCCGAGGGCCUGAGGAGGAGUCCAGUCUGACAGACUACACUGGUGGGGCGGUCACCCCUGCAGCACGCGUCAGAAAGAGAGUCCUGGAGCCAGAUGACUUCCUGGAUGACUUGGAGGAUGAGGACUAUGAGGAGGACACCCCAAAAAGAAGAGGGAAAGGAAAGGGAAAGUGUCGUGGAGUAAGCAGUGCCAAGAAGAAGCUGGACGCUGCGGCGGCUGCGCUGGAGGACAAGGACAAGCCCUACUCCUGUGACAACACUUUCAAACAAAAGCAUAUUUCAAAACCUUCUGAAAGAGUCUGUGGGAAGCGUUACAAGAAUCGUCCGGGCCUGAGCUACCACUACACCCACUCCCACCUGGCUGAGGAGGAGGGAGAGGACAAGGAGGAGCCUGAGGUCCACACCCCCAUUCCGCCCCAGCCUGAGGAGCCUAAGACACCCAAGAAAGGUCCAGAUGGUUUGGCGAUACCCAAUAACUACUGUGACUUCUGCCUGGGAGACUCUGCCCUCAACCAGAAGACGGGCCAGUCAGAGGCACUGCAGUCCUGCUCAGACUGUGGACGUUCAGGCCACCCGUCCUGCCUGCAGUUCACCCCCGUGAUGAUGGCUGCAGUGAAGACCUACCGCUGGCAGUGCAUCGAGUGCAAGUGCUGCAACAUCUGUGGCACCUCAGAGAACGACGACCAGCUUCUCUUCUGUGAUGACUGUGAUAGAGGCUAUCAUAUGUACUGUCUCAGCCCCCCUAUGGCUGAACCUCCAGAAGGGAGCUGGAGCUGCCAUCUGUGUCUGGACCUAUUGAAAGACAAGGCGUCAAUAUACCAGACCCGUAAUGUCCCUCCGUCGUGAUGGACCCCCAUCCUCACAUACAACCCUCCCUCCACAGUGAGGUUCUUUCUCUGUGGUCAGUUGAGCGGCGGGGGUGGGACAGAUGACUUGUGAAAAGGGAAACGUACCCCCCCCCCCCCCGCUGAAACACGCUUAGGUUUGGUUGUUCUAUGACUGUUACACAGUUCCAAGCUCAAGUGACCCAUGUAGGCUUUUGUUUUCAACUAUUUGUCAAUAUAUCAAACUCAAUGUGUAAUAUCCUGAACUUGACAAUACAUCAAGUAUGUUUCUUUUAAAAGUGGCUUAAACCACAAACACAGCUUUUACCAGCCAAAGUACACACAAUCUCACACACACACAUACAGUGCAAUCAGAAAGUAUUCAGACCCCUUCACUUUUUCCACAUUUUGUUACAGCCUUAUUCUAAAAUUGAUUUAAAAAAUAAAUUUUCCUCAUCGAUCUACA